Messenger RNA from Stegodyphus dumicola, 1370 nucleotides. RefSeq names its product alpha-tocopherol transfer protein-like. The record is from RefSeq and is a predicted model, not a curated record. Lineage: Eukaryota; Metazoa; Arthropoda; Arachnida; Araneae; Eresidae. Gene Ontology annotation, cellular component: membrane. Gene Ontology annotation, molecular function: phosphatidylinositol bisphosphate binding.
GCGACUGCACUCACUCUUUCAUAUAGUCCCUUUCACUUUCCAAGCUGUGCUCAGUUGUCCGUUGCUGCAGAAGCGCCGAUUUGGUAGGAUUAAAGCUAUCUCAGAAACCCAAACACAAGGACUACCAUUUUAUUUUUUUAUUUGUUAAUAGGGAGAGUGUUUAACGAUACAGGAUAUAACUCUUUCUGAGAAGAAAUAAGAAAUAUUUGUUACCAAAGUUAAAGCCCUCAUCAUGGGCGCUAAGGAAGAGUUCUACGAUGCUCUGGAGAAUCAAGAAGAUGCUUUCGACGACCUAAAUGAAACUGAAGAACUAAGAAGAUGUAGUUUACAUGAACUGAGAGAAUGGGCGAAAAGUCAACCUCAUUUCAUCAACUGUAGAUUAGAUAACAACUUUUUAUUACGAUUUCUACGUAUGCGGAAAUAUAGAGUGGAUUUGGCCCAACAAGUUUUGGACAAGUAUCUGACGGUGAAGACAAAAUACCCUGUCACAUACCAGAAGCUAGAUAUACAAAAUCCUGGUAUAAGGGACCUUAUAUCCAGAGGGUAUGUAUUUCCCCUGCCACAAAGAGACAAGCAUGGCAGAACAGUUUUAUUUUGCAUAGCAGGUGCUCUUGAUGCAACAAAGCACAAACAAUCGGAUGUUUUUAAGUCUUUUCUUUUGACUUUUGAAGCGCUAAUGGAAUGUGAAUUGAAUCAGAAGCGAGGCAUUACUUACAUCUUCACACAAGAAGGGUAUCAAAUAAGCCACGCUCUUUUGGUAGGCCUAAGAGACCUACAGAGGAUGGUACACAGUGGAGAGAAAGCAGUUCCAUUAAGGCAUAAACUUCUACAUUGGAUGAAUGUGCCAAAGUAUUUAGCAACAUUAUUUUUGUUGCUGAAAACAUUUUUAAGCCAAAAACUUCAAGAUCGCAUUAUUCUCCAUGCCAAUGCAGAAUCACUGUACGAACAUUUUGAGCCAAGUAUGUUACCGAAGGAAUAUGGAGGCUCUAUACCCGUUAGUGAAAUGACAGCAAAAUGGAUUGAAGUCUUGGAGUCCAAGCGAGAUCGAAUUUUAGCUUUAGAUGACAUGAAAAUCGAUGAAAGUAAAAGACCUAAAGGAAAAAUCUCUGGAAAUUUAAUACCUCGUUUGGUUAGUAGCAUAAGCAGAAUGGACAUUAAAUAACUGCAUUGUUACAUAUUUAUUCUUGCAUUAUUUGGAGCAUUACAAGUGUCAUCACGAUUCGAACCCAUUUACUUUACAGCAUUUAUGACGACACUUUGUAUGUUACAUCCUUUUUAUACUUUGACUCAUAAUAUCUGUAAUAUUUAAACAGUAUAUGUAUAAUCAGAAUGAUAUUUGUGUAAUUUUAAAUAAAGUUCAUAAAAUGUUA